Messenger RNA from Cyphellophora attinorum, 435 nucleotides. RefSeq lists its product as uncharacterized. Lineage: Eukaryota; Fungi; Ascomycota; Eurotiomycetes; Chaetothyriales; Cyphellophoraceae. The coding region runs from base 1 to 435 and encodes 144 amino acids. The record is from RefSeq and is a predicted model, not a curated record. The transcript has 2 exons.
AUGCCCGACCUUGAACUCUUCAUUAUCUACAACAACAGCACCUCCUUCCUCGGCAAACUUGGCUAUGGCUUCCGCCGUUUAAGCACCACCGCCGAGCACUCCUCCGCCUGUGCCGCCUCUGACUUGACGCAUGGCGGCUCAUUAGACUCGGAGGACGAGAAGCCAGAGUGGCAAGCUGCGAAGAAAUUGAUUCCCGGCACAGUUCAACAGCUUCAUUACGACCACGUCCCAGCUGACCUGAAGAAAUACGUUGAGAAGAGUCAUUACGACUACCCCUGCAUUGUGGGUAGAGGCUCGGACGGUCGUUACCGACAUUUGAUGGACGAGAGCGACAUCAACCCGGUAUCUGACGACACAAACAAGUUCUUGAAGGUCUUGGAAGCCAAGGUCAAGCAGGCGGGUCUCCCAUGGACUUCGAUAAAGGCUCCUGCUUGA